This is a messenger RNA of Symbiodinium sp. CCMP2592, 2754 nucleotides long. The record is from the annotation of a GenBank genome assembly. Lineage: Eukaryota; Dinophyceae; Suessiales; Symbiodiniaceae.
AUGUGUUGCAAGUUAGCCUUCUCAUGGACUCUCUGGCCUCUCGUCUUCCUGGUUGUGAAGCAGGCCUCUGGCAUCCACGCAGGUGAUGAGGACAACGAUUGCCAAGCCGCAGAGACGUCCUUCCUCCAGACGCAAGCAGGCUUGGGAGGACAUCUCAGCACCUUCGUCGCGUCGGGUGCCUCUGACGUCCCUGAAGCGACAAUCCAGGUGUCGUGGCACUUGGUCGGCAUCAUCACCCAGCUUAGCCUGCCUCUGACCCUGGCCUUCGUGCUGUGCUGUUGGCGUGGCGGCGUGGCCCUACAAUGCCCGAGGACGGCUGCUCUCACCGGCUUCUCCUUUCUGGCUGUUCUUGGCGUCUUCGCCCAGCACGUGGAACUUCAGCCCCUGAGCUGGGACGGCUGCCUGCUGGUGCUCUGCGGCUGCCUGCUGAGCCUGGCGAGACAUCCACCGACGGAGCCCGGUCCCCAGCCCCUUCCCAACCUUCGCGACGGAGGGAGCAAUUUUCUCCUUUACUCGCCGAAAACAGCGCUUCAAUGGAUGCUCCUGCGGGUAGCACGUGUUUAUCCGGUGUAUUGGUUGGUGCUCAGCUUGGAAGAUGUCUGGGACGGGCAAGUUGCUGGAGCAGACUGGAUCCUGAACCCUUUUCAUCUCAUCUCUAUGUGUGUGAGCACUUUCGUGCGAAUCGCGGUCCAUGAGCCCAGGCGGGUGUUUCUCUUGCAGGGAGUGCCUGGGGGCACCGUUCCCACCUUCUGGGUGUUGCACGUGGUGGUCAUAGUCUACCUCUUAAGCCCUUUCUUGGAGUUCUGUCUGUUCCGGCCCAUCUGGACUCAGAGAGGGCUCUUGGCCAUGGCUGGCGUGUGCAUCACUUCCAAGAUGGUGGUUGUUGCUUUCGCCGUGGUCAUCCUCAACGAUGGAGGCUUUGAGAAGGACCCCUGGUAUCGGCACAGCUUCCUUGGCUUUGAGGUGCCCUGGUACAGCUUCGCGCUGUUCCGACUUCCGGAGGUUGCCCUGGGCAUGCUCAUCCCUUACAUCGCUGCCGAUGCUCCGGGGCUUGUUACGGCCGCAGACGUGCUGGCGGCCGUUGUGCUGGUCUUCACGUUUCUGCCACAGACGCCAUUCACGUCCCUUUGCAGCGACAUGAACCUACAAUGCCCCGUGACGGCCUGGAUUCUUUGGGCCUUGUGCUUCGGAUCUCGUAAGAGCAUGCUCGGGCAGUUGCUCAGCUCCAACUUCCUCGUGCAGCUUGGAAAAGUCAGCUACGGCUUCUACGUUUUUCAGCAGCCCGUGCUACAAACCGUCGGCCUUUUCUACCCGUCCUCAGGUGGAAAGAGCUCUCGCCACCUGUGGCACCAUAGCCUUGGGGACCUUAUGGACCUGGUCCUCACUGUGGUGACUUUGCUGCUCCUAGGCUGGCUGUCCCGCCAUGUGGUGGAAGACCCCGGCAAGUGGUUCGCACGGAAACUUUUGGGUCUGGAGCCCUCCACUGUCCCCUUUCAAAGGAGGUGGUUGCAGGCCGCUGACGUGUUCCGGAGCAUGGUGCAGAUGAUGGUCUACGCCUGGCCCAUGACUCUUUCCUUGGACCUGGUGGCCACUUGGCACUUUGGCGCCGCCGCUUCAGGGUUCUUCCUGUCCUGGGACCAGAUUGGCAACGUUCUGGGCCUCCUCGUCGGCCAGCUCCUUGGCAAUGCCUCCUACGACUCCCGGCGCCGGCUUAUCAUACUUUGCCCUCUCUUCGCUGGGGGCUUCUCGCUGCUCAUGCCGCACAUGCUCCACCUGGGGGGGACCCGGGGCUACUAUGCAGGGCUAGUCUUGCGAUUCCUCGUUGGACUGCUUCAGGGCAGCUGCAUUACGAACAGUGCCAUCACCCGGGUCCUGACGCCUCGCGACGAGCAGGUGGGGCUCUCCAUGUUCGUGAAUGUCAGCUGGACCGGCGGCGUUGUGAUGGGUGCCGGCUUGCCGUGGGUCAUCUCCACACUGUGCAAGCUCUCUGAGAUCAGCCCUCCCGUCUCGGCCAUGGACCGGUCUUGCGCCUGCGCCAUGGCCUGCGGCGGCCUUUUGAUGCUGGUGUCCUGCAUGAACGCGGUGAGCUUGCCACGAAGCAUGGAAGGGCUUCCGACCUACGAGGAGCCCACCCAGGAGGAUGCCGAAGAGGCUACUGUGGCUGAAAGCAACCCUGGGAAGCUGCCCAACUCCUGGAUUACACUGACAGGGCUCUUCUGCCAGUUCCUGGGCUCCGUGGGCUAUACCGGCGUGGAGGUGUCAAGCUCCCUUCUACUCGAGGUGCAGUUCUCGUGGGGCAUCGAUGCAAUCAGCUUGGGCGUCAGCGUGGUGUACAUGGUUGCGGCGUUCGGCAGCUUGCUGAUGUUCCAGCUGCGCGAGAACCUAAGCAUCAGUGACAACCUUCUGGUCGUUGUCAUGUCCAUCGCAGGCCUCAUAGGUUGCCUAUCAUUCUACGACUUCAUCAAUGGCCCGUACAUCCUGCUUAUUGGCAGUGGAAUCAUUUAUCCGUGUAUGAUUUGCUGUGUGGGGAUCGCUGAGGGCAAUACAUUCCUUCACGCUAAAGAUGGGACCUGGCGUUCCAUGGAGAACCUGGUGACGCUGUCCUACUUGACAGAUGCAUGGUCCAAAUCCAUCUCACCCCCUGUGACCCGCGGAAUGAUGGAAGCCUUCGGUCCCAAUGUCUUCGCAACAUAUCAGCUGCUGAUCCUGUCUUCUCAGUGGUAUGCGCUGGAGAAAGUACUGCAAGCCACGUGA